Molecule: messenger RNA, 552 nt
Organism: Trichomonas vaginalis G3
Lineage: Eukaryota; Parabasalia; Trichomonadida; Trichomonadidae
Product: integrase core domain containing protein family
Exons: 1
Coding region: 1-552 (183 amino acids)
Source: RefSeq, a predicted model, not a curated record
AUGAAACAUUUUCUCGAAGUAUAUAAUUCCUCAACACAUUCUACAACAGGACAUACACCAAAUUCAAUGACACAACAACAAGAAGAAAAGUAUAUACAAAAGAAACGAAGUCAAACACAAAAUAUCAGAAAUUCAACACAAUUUACCCUCAUUCCUGGUACAAAAGUUCGUGUAGUUCUUGACGACAAACCAUUGACAAAGAAACGUUUAAGGUUAAGUCGAAAUUAUUAUAUCGUAGACUCUACGCAAGGUAAUGGAUAUCUUAUAAAAGCUGCUGACGACUCCAUAGCGUUUUACCCUCGUCAUAAAUUAGUCGAAAGUAGUAAUGGCAAACUUGCUGAAACCAUUGACGAAGCAAAGCGAGGAGUGGUUAUUGAAAUACUUGGCUAUAACACAAACGAUGACACUUAUAAAGUAAGAUAUGAAGGAGGCGUUGAAGAUGUUAUACCAUCUAAGAACUUGAGAGAGUCGAAGCCAACACAUCUGGGACCAUUAGAGCGGGAGUACUGGAAAUACAAAAAUAUGCCAGAAAGAAUAAGAAAAUUCUUCUAA